UCUGUUAUUAUGUGUGAAAAUAAACUGAACUAAAACUAAAGUAUUGGUCUGAACCGGCCCAUAUGGACCGGUACUACAAAGCGGACAGUCGGGGGUUAAACUGGAUUGAAAUCAGACGGCAGCGAAUCGUGUUGCAUCGAUGAGCUCUGUUGUGACUUUUUACCGUUCGAAUAAAGUGAAUUUAACGGAUGUGAAAAGCUGCUGAAAUAUAACAAAAUAAUUAUUUUCUUAACUUUAUUUCAAACUCAGCCGGAAAGUGAUUAUUAUUAAAAAUAAUCAUCAGUAACUUCUUAAAAAUGUGAUCAAAUUAUUUGAUAAAUUGAAUUCAAUACAAUUUUAUAUAAAUAAACUUAAAAAUAUGUAAUUGAUUAAAACAAACAUGAACGCGGUCAUCUUCAGCGUAUCCAUGGUUACUUUUCUUAUUUAAAUCAAACCUCUCAAUCUGAUCUGAUGCCAUGUUUUUAUUCUGAUUCUGCUCUUAAUCUGAUUAAAAGUAAUCCAUGUAAACACAGCUGCUGUUUGAGACUGACGUCGUAAACCAGAGGCUGACGGGAUAAUCCAUUUCCUCUAAUAUUUAUCUUUCCACAUUGAGCAGCAGCUCUCCAGACUGAAGUUAGUAAAGCUCUAAGCAAACGUUGCUCGGCUUGUUAGUGGGAGGUUAUGAAUGCUGAUGUGUUUCCUCUACACAAGACUUUUGUUUGCAUGUUUCGAUCCCACAGAUGCAGCAUGGAGAAAGUCAGGAGGAUCCUGGUUUAUGUUUGCAAAGAGCGAGCAGCUCCACAGCGGGCCCAGUUUGUCCAGCUGAGAAAUGGUCAUGUUUUUUCUGGUCACGUCUCAGAGUGUAACCGGCCUUUUCACCGACAGCGAUGAGGAUGAGGUGGAGGUGAGCUGCUGGCUGGGAAAGAACCAGUUCAUCCUCUCUGGAGGAAACGAAGGGAAGCGGGUUCCUCUGAAGAGACCGUCCUUCUGUCCCAUCAAACACCUGUCAGCCUCGGAGGCGGCUGCCAUCCCAUUGGACGUUCAGCAGCGUGGCGUGGAUGUGGGCGUGUCCAUCCUCCUGCAGACGGCCAAUCGGAGGCUGCUGCUGACGCGACGAGCGCAGCAGCUCCGGAUAUUCCCCAACGUCUGGGUUCCUCCAGGUGGUCACGUGGAGCCCGAUGAAACCCUGCUGGAAGCGGGGCUGCGGGAGUUAGAAGAGGAAACUGGACUCAAACUGCAGCCAGAGGAAGUUUCUCCAGGAAUUCUGGGACUGUGGGAGUCUGUGUUUCCUCCCAUGCUGUCCCGAGGACUUCCUCAGAGACAUCACGUCGUGGUCUACAUGCUGCUGCACUCCCCCCUCACACACCUGCAGCUGCAGCCGUCUCUGAGUCCUUCGCCUGCUGAGGUCAGCGCCUGUGUGUGGGUGGACAGCCGGCUGGCCCGAGCCGUGGUGUCCGCCAUGGACGGCGAGGACGGAGAAGCUCACCUGGACGCCGAGCUGCCGAGCAGCUUCAGUGUGUCUCAGGUGUCUGCAGACGGAUCUCUGACGGAGUCUUCGCUGCCGCAGGCGGUCUUCAUCACCCGGGCGCCCAGCAGCGGCCCGGACGUGGAGCGGGUCAGUACUGGAACCAAGUACGCCCUGAAGCUGUGGCUGAGGAGUCUGGAUACCCCAGAAACCUGAACCCAUCCCUCCCUGCAGGCAUGGGGGGGGGGAGAAAUGAUGCGGCUGUAACUUUACCUGCUGCCCAUCCUGACGUGGAUUCACCAGUAAACACUAGAAAUGAGAUUAUCCUCCUCCAUCCACCAGGUGGCAGCGCAGGGAAAACUGUUUCUGUAUCAGCCUGACUAAUCAGUUUUACAUCAUCCAUCCUCUCUGGACUCAGCUGAGUCUAAAUCUUCAAAAUUAUUCAAAUAAAAUCUUUCAUGUUUUCUUUUUCUGUCA
Messenger RNA from Melanotaenia boesemani (Boeseman's rainbowfish), 1921 nucleotides. Its product is annotated as nucleoside diphosphate-linked moiety X motif 17-like. Gene Ontology annotation, molecular function: NADH pyrophosphatase activity. Gene Ontology annotation, cellular component: cytosol. Gene Ontology annotation, biological process: NAD+ catabolic process; NADP+ catabolic process. The record is from RefSeq and is a predicted model, not a curated record. Bases 809 to 1660 code for a protein of 283 amino acids. Lineage: Eukaryota; Metazoa; Chordata; Actinopteri; Atheriniformes; Melanotaeniidae. The transcript is spliced from 8 exons.